AAUAAUUUAUACAAUAAUUUACGCAUGCCAUCGCAUACUAUAACGGAUUACGACCGAAAGGAUUGUUGUCUACCAAACGGAUUAAAACACAAAUUACCAUUUUAUACAACCGGUCAUUUCAUUUUUCCAAUUACCACCUAAAACGAACUAUCAAUAAUAGAUGCUAUGAAGGCAACAAACUGUCCAACAGCUCAAGUAGCCCAUUCAACAGCAAAUGCUACGCCACUCAUAAGCAACAUCUCGGUUGCAGCAUCGGCAUCAAUCAGUGUUGCAACGCCUACAAAUUCCACAGCAUCAUCGUCAACAUCGUCGUCAGCGAAUACAACAAGUACGAAAUUAAAAUCAGCUCUCAAAGUGCCAAAAGUUAGUUUUGCUCCGCUUGACUUUACACCGCCUCCUCAUAUUACGUGAUACGAAAAUAUGCCACAUAACAAUAUUGUUUGUGAGUGGUUAAGAGCUUUAGGUUUGCAACAGUACGCAGAAAGUUUCAUGGAGAAUGGCUAUGAUGAGUUGGAGAUUUGUAAGCAAAUCGGUGAAAUUGAUUUAGAUGCGAUUGGUGUGGAUAAUGCCCAACAUCGUAGUAAACUGCUGAAGAGUGUGCGUACGCUGCGUGAAAAGGGCGCUGCACUGGUGUAUGUCAUGAUCAAUGAUCCGAAGGCAUUGAGUAGUAGUAAUGAAAUUUUAGCGGCCGAAUGUGAUACACCAACAACGAUGAAAGAAUUAGAAUCUGUGAUUAAGAGACAUUUAGAGGCGGAUGGGAUACGACUAACGGCUCAUCCCUAUUCAACGCCGGAAGGCAAACGUGGCUACUUGGAGGGUCUAGCAGCCCACUAUAGUAAAGAAGUCAAUAUGCCUUAUGAAGAUGUGUUGGAUGCCAUUGAAUUUGCACGCAGUGCGAAAUGGCGGGAACGUCAUAUGCGAAUGGCCACUAGCGGCAGCGGAGGUAACACAGGGACACUAAGAAGAGGCAAUAGUAGUGGUGCCAGUGGCAGUUUUGGCAUGGGCGUCAGUGCCAUGAUAACAGGCAACAUAGCUAAUCAAGCCAUUUUACCCUCAAGUCAUAGUCAACCAUUAUAUGUACCCGGAAAAUAUUCGCCCUCUAGUUGUCUUUCGAAUCGUGAGGAAAAUGAAAUCUAUAGUUAUGCCCAAAAUGAGUUGGCCAAUCGUAUGGCACGUAGUGUUAUUGAUUCAAAAUCAUCAGUUAAUUUAAGUAGCGGCAUGCAGCACAGUUAUCCAGGAGCACGGUCUAAUUUCUUUUAUGAAUUUGCAGCAACAGAAGGCCGUAACAAGCAUAAAAGACGUACGGUAUUUGCUCGUUUUAUUAACGGUUUACGACAAACUGGCGAUGAACUAAAUCCAACUGAAGGCAUGCAACUAAAGACUUCGGAAAAAAUAAAAAGCUGUGGUACCAUGAAACGUGUAGAACCUCAUCAAAAUUUUGAAGAAACAAUACAAAGGUUAAAAAAUCAAAAGGCCAGAAAAAAGAUACAACAUGAUAAAGGCAUACAUGACCGCAACAAGGAUAUUACAUCACAUGCAAUGACAACAAAUGACAUGUCUUUAAAUAACUAUACAAAACAUCCAUAGCAACAGCAGCAACAACAACAACUACAACAGGCAAAUUAAACAAGACAAAAACUACAAAAACUUUAAUAAUAAUGCACCCAUACUAUCACUAACACGCACUUGCAACAUUCGAAUGGUUACAAACGGAUAUGAAAAACUUUAAGAGCAGCAAUAUUUGCCACAAUUUUAAAGAACUUGACUAAAUGUUUAUUGGUGGAAAGUGGGUGGUUGUAUAUAGAAGUAAAUGGGUGCCGUUAUUGUGUAUUCAUCAUUACGACUGCAGACUCUCCAACUCGUCAGCAUUGAUGCAACAUUAUACAUACAAUAUUAAAGUGUUUUCCAGUUUUUAUUAUUUUGUUUUUGUUGCUGAUGUUGUUGUUAUAUGAUGGCAUGCAGUAAGUAAACAGCAAGAAAUGAAAACACUUUUUAAAUGCACUUUAUGCAUACAAUCAAACAUUCCAACACAUAAGGCAACAAACAUACUUAAACACUUAAAUAUACAAAAAAAAAAAAAAAAAAAAAACAGAAAACACAUGCAAAUAUAAAGGAAGCAAUACACUCACUGGACAGGCAAUACAGAAACAUACAUACACAUUUGUAUAAGGAGCAUAGGAGAGUUAAACGUUUAUUUACUAACAACCAUCAUCUGUAUCAGUAUCAUCAAUAACAGAAGCAGCAACAACAUCAGCCAAAACAACGACAGCAGCACCAACAACAAAGAAGUAGUUGAAGUAAGUGUAACAGUAAUAUUGUAGGCACAAUACAACACAACUUGCUACAAACUGCAACAACUUCUCUGCAACAUCUUCAUUAUCAUCAAAACCUAGUUAAAAUGUACAGAUGUAUCUAUGUACAUAUGUAUGUGUAUUAGUAUAAACUAAAGCUGUCUCAGUAUUAGCAUUAACUUUAUCGAUCGAUACCAGAUAGAUAGAUGUUUGGUUGGUUGCUUGCCUAGCUGGUUGUUUGCCUGGCUGGAUGGAUAGAUAGAUGAAUGGAUAGACGGAUGGAUGGAUGCACUGAUGAUUAUAUCUACUUGCUUACUACAUACAUAUGUAUGUUCGUUUAAUCGUGUACUGGUUUUAUAGAGCAAAGAUACAUUGGAUUUGGUCAGGAUAUCCUUCAUAGUUUGUAUAUUUUAUCCUUCACCUUACAUAUGUUAUUCUAUAUGCAUUGUAUGUAUGUAGGUACGUCCAAACAUAAUGUUUUUUUAAUACACGCAUCAAUCGAAUCAACAUCAUACAUACAGUGGUUCAUAUAAAAAAAUACUCAGGAUAAAGCUUUAUAACUGCUAUAAAUAUUACUUGUAUCUGGAAACGAUUUUAUAGUAUUUUGGUGUCGAAUUGGCUUCAAAUACCUUGAUCUUGGCGCUACUGGUAAUUAAAUUUAUAGUCUUCAUCUUCAU
Lucilia sericata (common green bottle fly) is the source of this 2968-nucleotide messenger RNA. RefSeq lists its product as uncharacterized. Gene Ontology annotation, molecular function: protein binding. The record is from RefSeq and is a predicted model, not a curated record. Lineage: Eukaryota; Metazoa; Arthropoda; Insecta; Diptera; Calliphoridae.